UCCAACUUCCCACGUGAAAGAAAAUCAUGGCAAACAAAGGAAGAAGAUAAUGGUGGGAGUCGUGUCAUUUUCUCGUUCGCAGCUGCUCCUACGCUCUCCUUCCCGCUCAGAGCGUUCUUUCACCAAUAAUUUAGGAAAAAACUUGCGUAAGAAAAGACCCAAAUCAGAGUUUGGCUUACAUAUAUGUUGUAAUGCAAAAGGCAGAAUGUACUGCAGUGCUUUAUUCAGUUCUGGAUUGAACCCAAAUGAAGAACUCGAAUCGAGAAUCCCCAUUUCGAUUCCCAGUAGGUCGUUCGAGAAAGGACAUGUUCGAUUGUCCAUUUCAAGACCCCAACUCCCAUCAUCUCUAAAUAUCAGACAUCAAUUCUUGUUCGAGAGUAGAAUUAGAGUUGCUGCUGGAAGUCAGGGGGGGUUGUCUGAUGAAGAUGAUGACCUUUGCCCAGUGGAUUGUGUGAGAGAAUUCAAGACGGACGAAGAUUUCCUUAAAAUUCUAGACAGGGCGAAGGAAACUGGUGCCUUAGUCGUGGUGGAUUUUUAUCGAACAUCUUGUGGGAGCUGCAAGUAUAUAGAACAAGGGUUUGCAAAAUUGUGCAAGGGCUCUGGCGAUGAAGAGACUCCGGUUAUCUUCUUGAAGCAUAAUGUCAUCGAUGAAUAUGAUGAACAAUCUGAGGUUGCUGAACGACUAAGGAUCAGGACAGUGCCACUGUUCCAUUUCUAUAAAGAUGGGGUCUUAUUAGAAGCAUUUCCUACCAGAGAUAAAGAGAGGAUUCUUGCAGCCAUAAGCAAAUAUUCGUCUUCUGCACUUCAAAUUUGAUUUUGUCAUUAUUCUUGCAUACUUCCACCUUUCAUAGAAUAGUAGUAAAGAAAACCAAAAAUAUGAUACAAACUUGCUCUGGCCCUUCAUAUGAUGUGAGUUCUUGGGAACCAUAUUCUUGAUAAGUAUUUUUUCUGUGUAAAAGAAUCAGUGAUUUUAUCGCCGUAAUUUGAUAAAUUAUUAGAA
This is a messenger RNA of Momordica charantia (bitter melon), 1000 nucleotides long. RefSeq names its product Thioredoxin superfamily protein. The record is from RefSeq and is a predicted model, not a curated record. Gene Ontology annotation, cellular component: chloroplast. Lineage: Eukaryota; Viridiplantae; Streptophyta; Magnoliopsida; Cucurbitales; Cucurbitaceae.